UUUAGGUGGGGAUACAUUCGUGCCGAGGCACUUACACACGGACAGACAGUUUCCUACGAAAGUGAGAUGAGUCUACAAAGUUGUUUGUAGUUUAGCCUCAACUUAUUCGUCAAGUAGCUUGUGCUUACUUAUGAAUUAAACAAAAGUGUGCGGUAUAUAUAUACAUACAUAGCUUGGUUUGAGACACCCGAGAAUACGAAAGCCUACGAAACGCCAUGCGUAUAUUCUCAAUAUUUCUUACUUUUUAUUCGAUCACGUGGUAGCCAGCAUGCGUGUAAAUAUUAUUCCCCAGUUUCAGUCUACUUAUAAUGAACCGUGAAUUCCUUUGGAAAAAUGAAAGGAUAUUAAUUAAACAAAUAGUGAUUCCCUCCAGAAUUCAACAGUUGCACAUAGAUAUACAACUAUUAAGUAAGUUGUCAGUGUUGGUAUUACCACUACCACCAGCAUCAUAGCUACCACCUCCGCUUCUACCUCUCUCCAUACCCGAUUACCUAGGACUUGGAGAGUGAAAGAGAAGGAGGGAACAAGAGCAAGAGAGAGAGGAUCUACGCUUUGCGCAAAAGUUACGCCGGAGCAAGAAACAGUGAGACACACCGCGGGGACCGGAAGAGACCCUUUCUCUCAGAGUACGUUUUCGAAGAGAGCCCGCCAAACUCUCGUAUUUGUUCCAACUAGUGAAAGUCUCUCUUUUAACGAGGUUUAUUUUUGUAUUGUGCGUACUUGUUCCUAUAAAUUGAAUUAUAUAUUUUUUAUUAAAGUCCAGUUCUGAGUAUUUCAGUGUAUUUCUGACUGUGUGUGGUUCUAUGUGCGGAAGACAAUCACCACUGUGCUAUUAUUUCUUCAAGCAACAUUAAUGUCAGUGAAGACAUGAGGAUUUGUGAAGUGUAGGGGCGCAAGCGUAGUAGCGUACAUACUUUUUGAAACGUUCCAGCUGCUAAAUUUUCAAUUGUGGCAAAAAAUUAUUAUUAAUAGAGAUGGGAUAAAUCUCCGAUUUUUUAAAAAGAAAUCUUUAUUUUUCAAGUGUUAUUGGUGACAAUUGGACAAUGAGAACAGGUUUUUAAAAACUAAAGAAAGUUGUCUGUUUAAAAAAAGGUCGAGAAGAGGCAUUGAAGCGACGAAACGAACCUCUUUUACUUCGGUUAUUGCUUGUACGUACCAGUAGAGCAAGCUGGUGUUGUGUAAGAGCUGAAAGUAAAAGUUGAAACUGUCGAGUUCGACUUAAACCGCGCGAGCGCGUUAAAAUCCGAUCUCGUGGAGGCCAGCAAAGUAGUCAAAUAUCCCUUCCAGGUUGCCUUGCUUUCGCGACUGUCUCCAACUCUAUCGUUAUCGUAACCUCAUUGAUGAACGCGAUCUAGUCGCCACAUUGUGCUGUACAGAAAUAAAACAGGAAGUUGACACAAGAGGAAGUGUAAAAGAGGCGAAGGUGAGGCUAUCCGGAGAAUUAGAAAAUAGCAGGGAAAGAAGAGAUUAUAUAAUAACGUAACUCAACCUAACUUAAAACGAGUUAAAAGGUUUCAUAUGACACGGCAUAAAAAUAAAGCAUUUGUGUCCUUGAAGAAAGGUGUUGUCAACCGUUUAUUACGAAAGAGAAAAAAAUAACAAUAAUAAAAGUAUUAAUUAAAACUAAGGGAAUAGAAAGCUCGUUCACCAGCAAGAGACUGAAGAAAAAGAACAAAGAUAGAUGGAAGUGUCUUCACGGUUGGGUGAUCAUUGCAACGUUCAAGCUUGGAGAGAAGAGGAAUAAGAGUAGAGGAAGAGGUGGAGAACGAGCUCAAAUGAAGUUGGAGGAGGAGGAGAAGGAAAAGUGGUAGAGGAAAAGGCCGGAAGUGGAAGAUUCAAGGUAUUGUUGACCCGAGGACAUAUCGCGUUCUUGAGAGAGCUGCCUGUUUUUGUAUUGAUAAUGGUCCUGUGACUUCAGUUGACAUGAUAGAAUUAUUAUGCAUGCAAUAACUGAGAAAGAUUUUGUACAAGACGAAAAGUACUUUAAAAUGCUGACAGAAUUAAAAAGGUGCGCGCGAAAGGAUAAGAGAAAGGAAUAAGAGCCACCUUCGAGUCCUUGAGUAUUUCCAACAGGUAAAAGUAUCGAAGCCAGCCGGCUGACCCUGAAGUACCCAGAGCUGGGAAAAAGUUCUUCAUCGUCGUUUGUAUAAUCCACAGUUGUUGCAAGAUUGUGUUUUGACUAACUCUUUCCUAAUCAUUUAGAAUUCAAGGACCAUUUCACGUUGAAUCAGUUAUUACAGAGUAGUGAUCUCACACGAGCUUUCUAAAAUUUCAAGUUUUUUUUCAGAAAAAACAAUGGAAGAAACGCAACUGUAAAGAUGAAAAUUGUAUAAACUUUACAGUAUAUUUUUUUAAUUUUUGAUAUACUGAUUUUUCAUUUCUUAUUUCUUUUGAUGGAAAAGAUUCGAGAAUAUUGAUCAAGUCGAAGAGUUUCUAAACGAGGAUAAAUGUGCAAAAAAUUUACAAUAUAGUGUAAUGUGAUAGUGUCGCACUUGACUUAUAUAUAUAUAUAUAUAUAUAUAAAUAUAGUUUUUUUCGUUUUUUACUUCUUGGGGCAAUCCUCAAGACGAAUUAAGCGGUGCUCGAGUAUACAAGCUCGAAUUUCAAUGUUUAUCAAGUGUCGUCAUCGUCGUCGUCGUCGCCGUUACCUCGAAUCUUUGAUUCUUUUCGGUUUGCGACGUUUAGCAAGGAAUGAGAAUUCUUUUACUGUUUUUGGAUAAAUCAUCUGGAAUAUAUAAAGUACUAACUGCAGAUCAAUAAAACGGAAAUGUAUCCUGACGGCCUCUUGACACUUCAUUACGGGAAACAUCCCGCAACAUUAGCUGCAGAGGUCGGGGCAUGGUACUCUGGAGACCGUCAUGUGGAUGUCACCCUUGCUUGUGACGAUGGUUCUGUUGUUAAGGCCCAUCGUGUUGUGUUAGCAGCAGCCAGUCCUCUUCUAGCUAAUCUUCUUCGAAAUCCUGCUCUGGAUCACGUAGUUCACUUUUCCGGAGUUAGGAAAUCUCAACUCAGUCACUUACUAGAAUUUCUUUACAAUGGAGAAGCUCUUAUACCGUCUACAGAGCUUACACCAUUGAGGGAGCUUUUUGAACUUCUACAAAUAAAGUCGGAACUUUUCGAACCUAAUCAAUCACACAGUUCGAAUAAUUCUGAUCCUGAAAGACUACCUACCCCUCAACCGUCAGAUGAACAAGAAUGUUCUAGUUAUGAAUCACAAUAUGAUGACAGGCAGCCGAAUAAUCCAGCAGAUUGUUGUUCUGUACUCAUUAAAACGGAGAGCUGUGAAGAGGAACCAGAUGUAGAUGUUGAGGGAGUUGAAGGUGAAUCUCUUCUUUCGGAUAAUAGGGAAAGCAGCAUAGAACCUCCAAGAAGAAGGGAUAGUUCAGAUCCUGUAAAUCUUAGCCUUAAUUCUGGAGCCUCUACAACAAGUGAGGGUUCACAUGAUAUUGUAAACAGGCCAGAAAAACCGCUUUUAGAAAGGAGAGAGUCUCUUGAAGAAGCAGAGGAGAGAAGGAGACAGUUGGCUGCUAGAUUGGCUCUAGGUCUUGAGCCAGCUAAACGAAAACCUGAAGAAAUACCUAUUCCGCCUGCGGAAGCAUAUGUUGUGACACCACAUCGUAAACGAAGGCCUGGGUUUCACAAUUCUCCUGCCCAGAAUCCUGCAUUUGUACCUUUUAACCCCGGGUUUGAAACUUCGCGGAGGUUACAGGCUCCACAUCCGCUCAGUAUUUCUGCUCCCCCGUAUUUGCAGGACAGAUCAGUGACACCACCCAGUGCAUCUCAUCGACCUCCAUCAGCGGAUCCAUCUCCUGGAGCAAAUUUGGAACCACCCUGGGGUACCUGGAGUCUUCCUCCAACUAGAGCACCACCUGCUCCACUUUCGGACGAUCCACCAAAAUCCACGCCAGUUCGAGAGUACCGUUGCAGCUAUUGUGGAAAGCAGUUUGGCAUGUCAUGGAAUCUUAAAACUCAUCUGAGAGUACAUACAGGCGAAAAACCAUUCGCGUGUAGAUUAUGUGUUGCUAUGUUUAAGCAAAAAGCUCAUUUGCUUAAGCAUCUUUGUUCAGUUCAUAGAGGUGUUAUUGCAGCUCCAGAUAACACUUUUACCUGUUGCUUCUGUUCUCUAAGCUUUGAUAGCUUGCAAGAGCUCAUUAGGCAUCUUUCAGGUCCUCACAACAAUUUGCUACUUAGCAAAAAUCUACAUGAUUAGCACAAGAUUGAAAAUACAAUAUUUUAAAAAAUCUCGGAAUUUCAGAUUUCUAUUUGACUCUUUAAGAACAAACUUUUAUGUAAAUUAUUAUAAAAAGGAACUAAUACUUGGUUAAAAUUACGUAAUAAUUAUAAGAUGAACUCAUUUUUUUCGAGCCUGUAAUGUAAAUUUUAAACAUGCGAUAAAAUAAAUACACAGAGAGAAAAAUCAAGCUAUUGAAUUAUAGAUCUGUCUAUAUUUAUUGCGCUAGCACUCUCUCCUAGAGUUUUUAGUACUUCUUUCGCAAGUAUUUUACCAAGAGUUUUUUUAUACCACUUUAGCUUGGUAUUUUUCUCCGAGAAAUAAAUAAAAAUUUUGUUUUAUAAAAGGGUAAGAAAUAGUAAGACAUCUAUUGAUAAAAUUCCAUGGUACUUGGUAUUUAAGGGAUUUUACAGUAGCUGAAUAUAAAUCUAAAGUCCGACUUUAAAAAUUCACAAUGUCAGAUUCAAUAUAGCGAACGAUUUUUUAAAAUUUCAUUGCACGAAAAAAAUCAUAUGGUUGGGACAUUCAUAUUCAUGAAUAAGGACGGUACAUCAAUUUUCUAUGGAUGUGCCAACCAUAGAUAUGGAUGUGUCAAUUAAAAAAUGGAUAUGGUAGCAAUAUAAUAUUGAUAUCCCAACCAUUCCUUUUUUAUUUCCGUGUGGAUUUUCCUUAAACUUGUUACUCGUGUGUUUUUAAAGAUCGCUGAAUACAAAAUCCAAGUAAGAUGUCAGAAUUCAAAAUCACGUAACAAAUAUGGUGAACGACUAUUUUUGUCAAUUAAUACACUAUACAAAAAAAAUCGAAAGUUAGUGUCAACCGGAGUUAGCAGAUAUAAUAUUUUGAGUUUAAAAUUAACUCCAAAAGUAAGUUAAUUUACUCUUAAAAAUCAUCUCACUAAGCAUCAACUCCAAAAUGUAUUACAUAUUUGUAUCAUUUAUAACAAUUUCUUUCAAAGUGUUAGCAAUUAAUUUCGUAACUAUUACAUAAAUUACUUUCACAGAUAUUAAUAUUUUUUAAAUUAUUUUGCGAUUUUAUCAAAAAUGUUCUUUAAAAAAAUCUAAUGUUUUAAAAAUUGUUAAAUUACUUUCAUAUCUGUGAUAUUAUGGUUUAAAAAAUCUAAUGAAUAGAUUUAAAUAAAAUCAAGUGAGUUUUUCAGCCAUUUCAUAAAUAAAACAAAAAUAAAACAGUUAAGGAGCAAUUUUUCAAAAGCUGAUAAAUCUAUAUUUUGUCGGUCAUUUUGAGAAAAAACAAAAGAGCAUUCUCACAUAACCACUGAAAUUAACUUCAAUGUAAAAAAUUUUAAUAAAUUAUUUAUAUUUAAAUGUUUUCGGAAUUUAAGACGUUUUGUUUGUGAUUAAAGUCCAUUAUAAUUAGGGAAUUUAAAGGUUUUUAAAAUGUUUUUAAAAUUGAAAAUUCUUUGACAAUAAAUUUUUUUUUAAGAGCAUUUGAACCUUCGUGACGUCACAAAUCAUGGCGCAUGACACGCAAACUUCUCAGGUAUGUGAAAAGCACAAUUUUGAAUAUUUUUUAAAAAAACCUUUUGGAAAAUGUUCAGAAUAACAUAGACUCUGUCUGUUAUGUGCGGAAAAUUCAAAAUUUUGCGUUUAAAACGUUUUUUAAACAAUGUUAAGGUCACAAAUCAUGGCGCAUGACACGCAAACUUCUCAGGUAUGUGAAAAACACAAUUUUGAAUAUUUUUUAAAAAAACCUUUUGGAAAAUGUUCAGAGAAACAUAGACUAUGUCUGUUAUGUGCGAAAAAUUCAAAAUUUUGCGUUUAAAACGUUUUUUAAACAAUGCCUACAUAUAAGCAAUUCGUGUAUUUUUCCUUACUUGUGACAACCAACUUAAACAUUAUUUAAAAAACGUUUUAUACGCAAAAUUUUGAAUUUUUCGCACAUAACAGACAUAGUCUAUGUUUCUCUGAACAUUUUCCAAAAGGUUUUUUUAAAAAAUAUUCAAAAUUGUGUUUUUCACAUACCUGAGAAGUUUGCGUGUCAUGCGCCAUGAUUUGUGACCUUAACAUUGUUUAAAAAACGUUUUAAACGCAAAAUUUUGAAUUUUCCGCACAUAACAGACAGAGUCUAUGUUAUUCUGAACAUUUUCCAAAAGGUUUUUUUAAAAAAUAUUCAAAAUUGUGCUUUUCACAUACCUGAGAAGUUUGCGUGUCAUGCGCCAUGAUUUGUGACGUCACGAAGGUUCAAAUGCUCUUAAAUUCAACUUUGUCAAAUCGAUUCGUAAUAUCCUUAAUAUCUUAAAUCUGUGUUCACCUCAAUUUUUUUGAAAAAUGAAUUUAUCAGGUUUUGAAAAAUUGCUCCAUGUAUGCAUCAAGUAGGUAAAACCAAAGUUCGGAAGUUACGAAUAACUUUAAGUUACAUAAGUUACAUACGGCUUACCGGUCACAUGUAUUUCUAAUACAUUUUUAGACUUUUUUUCUAAAUAAUAUUGUUCUUUGGUUAAUCUGUUUUUCAUAUAAUUAAAAUUUUAUUUUGAUAAAUGUUAAAAUAUUUGAUAAAAAAUCGGAAUGUUUUUUAUGCUAUUUGUGUUUUCUUUCUGAAUUUCAAGAAAAUAAUUAAUAACAUUUCGAAAAAUUAAUUAAUUAAUAAUGAACAACGAGUAAGCAAAGUGACAUUUAUAUGUUAUUUUGUAACAGACGUAAAAAAAUAAACCACGUUUUUUAAAUUGGCGGGAUUUAUAGCUCAUAGAAUUUUUACACGAUAUACUUCGUUCAGGGCUUAAAUGUUAACAAAAAAAUUUUGUAUUGCAAAUUGAGAAUCACUAUCUCUUAGACUAUCGAACACUUUUUUUAAAAUUCUGUUCAAGUAUUGUCUAUUUUUUAGAUAAUCUUUAGCUAAUUUUUAAAAGUGAAUGUUUUUCAAUAGUGUCCCAGAUAACACAACAUAUUCGAGAAAUAUUUUAUGGAAGAUUGAAAUAUUCCGCAUUGAUUUAAAUAAAGAAAAGGAAUAUUCAUUUAUCAAAUACAGUCGACACUCGAUAAAUUGAAUCUCAAGGGGAUUAAGAAAAAGUUCAAUUUAUCGAGAGUUUUAUUUAUCGAAAGUUUUAAUUAUCGAGAGAAAGACAGGAAAAGUUCAAAUUAACGAGAGUUAUGAAGAAAAUUCAAAUUAUAGAGAGUUCAAUUUGACUGAAUUCAAUUUACAGAGGGAGCAUUUCUAUAUAUAUAUAUCGAAAAAUUCAAAUUAUAGAGAGUUCGGCCGGACGAAUUCAAUUUAUAGAGGUAAAAUAGACAAGUUGCCGUCAAAAAACUUUUAUUUAUUUAAAAUUUAUUUAUUUAAAAAUUCAAAUUAUAGAGAGUUCGGCUGGACGAAUUUAAUUUAUAGAGGUAAAAUAGACCAAGUUGCCGUCAAAAAAACUUUUAUUUAUCAAGGGACCCAAAACAAUGGGAUUUUUUCAAUUUAUAGCGAGUUUUUCAAGGGACCCGAAGAACGCUUCAAUUUACCGAGAGAUUCAAUUUAUCGAAUGUUUAAUUAUCGAGUGUCGACUGUAUAUGCCUUGAAUAUUCCUUUGAAGUAUACUUAAAACAUUCCUCGAUUAUGUUUUCGGAUUGUUCUUUGGGAAUACUCCCAUAUUAUUUCUUGGAAGUAUUUCAAAAACAAUUCUUGUAAAUGUUCUUAGGCUGGUUCCAGAAUGGAGCCAAACGCAAACGCGACGCAUCACAUUAGGCUGUGUCAGUUCAUCGAGAUAUUACGAGUUCAAGAUAUGACGUCAGAGGCCUGGAGGGACAACAAGCAGACGACACAAUGUUAUUCUUAUGGGGAAGAAAAUUUGUUUUCACUUUCAUCAAUUUUAUUCUUAUUUUAAACAUGGAAAACGCUUGUUGACAUAUAAUAAAAUUAAAAUGUGUAUUGAUGAUUAAUUUUGUUAUAUAUUUGAUUCAAUUGCAUUGAUAGAUUCUCUGAAUUCGUGAUAAAAUAUAAAUAUUGAGGUUAGAAAAGUUUGUUUACUAAUCACAUUUUACAUUUUAACAACAUUAUUAAACAAUAUCCAGUAUGCAUGUUAUUAAAAAAGAUAUAAAAUAUAUAUUUUAAGUGGGAAUUACCGCAGCAGUAAAAGAGUUUUAAGUUAGUAAACAAACUUUUCUAACCUCAAAAUUUAUAUUUUAUCACGAAUUCAGAGGAUCUAUCAAUGCAAUUGAAUCAAAUAUAUAACAAAAUUAAUUAUCAACACACAUUUUAAUUUUAUUAUAUGUCAACAAGCGUUUUCCAUGUUUAAAAUAUGAAUAAAAUUGAUGUGCUUUGUUGUGUCUCCAGGCAUCUGACGUCACACCUAGAAUCGACUCUGACGUCACAAGUGACAGAUCCUAAUUCCUAAGCAAAUGGUGCUGCGUUUGGCUCCAUUCUGGAACCAGCCUAAGGUUCAUUCCAGAAUGGAGCAAACGCUGACGCUAACGCAUCCCAAUGCUAAUCGAAUGGAGACGCGUCGCGUAUACGCUGCGUUGACGCGCGUUUUGCUCCAUUCUGGAACAAUUCUGGAAUGAACCUUAACCAUUUCAGCAGCAGGGCGUUCCAAUUGGCGUCGCGCGUGUAAGAGGCAGAUGCAACAGAAAUACAAAAAAAAAUUAUUCCUAAGAAUCUAAGUAAAUUGUUCUUUGAAAAUGUUACAAAACUUGUUUUUGAAAUAGUCGUAAACAUUUACAUGUAAAAAAAACACCUUGCAUAUUUUUUUUUGAAUUUUUUCGCAAAUACUUUCUGACUGUUUUUCCAAAAAUAUUUUUUAAGGAAUAUUCGUGAAAUUAGAAUCAAAUUAAAUUUUAAAAAAAUAAGAAAAGCGGAAUAUUUAAGUUUUUACUGUAAUAUUCUUAUAAGAUUUCUGGAAUAUGUUGUUCUAUCAAAGAUAGCACAUUUUAUUAUGUUCGAGAGUCUUCUACGACUAAAUUUAAGCAACAAAUUUGUAAAAAUCUCUCUGUUUUGUAAACAGCGAUUUCAAAAUCACACAAGUAUCAAGAUUCACGCAAGUCUGAUCUUUUUUAAAAAAAUUCGAAUGCCAUAUUGAAUAUAUUUGAUUGGAUAUAUUGGUUCUCAUAGAAAUUUACAAAUGUUAGUAAUGAAUUUGUUAUUCCGAGAUUUUCUUAAAAUUCUUUACACAAGAAAUUUUUGUAUAUUACAAUACUUAUUUGAAAAAUGUGACUUCCAAAGCAUUAUUUUAUUUUUUGCGCAGCUAGAUGUUUGAGUGUCAGGUAUUAUAAUAGGUAUUAUUUGAAUAAUCUAAGAUAUAAUUUUUAUCACCGUAAAUGUGCCUUUAAACAAAAGUGUCGUUCGUUCAAGUUUUAACUUGAAUUUCACGUAGUAUAAAAUUAAUAAUACAAAAGGCCCAUUUCGAUUUAUGAAAAUUACAGCAUUACGGACAAGCUUUAAGAUAAAUAACAAAUAUUACUUGCUUCUAGAAUAAUUUAAUAUAUUCGAAGCAGAAUAAAUUACCUGAUUUUUCUGCAUCAUAUUAUGAUUGUAUAAAAUAAGUAGUGUAAUUUCAUAAAGCCUUCCGAUAAAAACUAUAUAAUUCUUUGCCGUAGAAAAAAUGAAAAUAUGCGUAGUUAAAAAUGGUUAUAAAUAUGGGCCAAAGAGGAUAAAAUGGAGAGACUAAGAAAAUUUUCUCUUUUUAUUUCUUUCUAUUUAUCUUUCUCUCUCUUUCUCAUUCUUCUUGCUAAAUAUUAUUACUUUCUGUAAAUAUUGUUAUAUAUUAACGAACGAAAGAGUAAGUUAUUUAUUUUACACUUCUAAAGGGACCAACAAAUUUUCCACCGAUUUUUGCCUUAGAUAUUAAUAGAAAUAGAUUUUAAUGAUCUGCCAGAUUAAAUAUUACUUCUAAAAAAUUUAUUUUCAAGUAAUAUUGGUUAAAUGUAAAUGGCCAGACUUAUUAUCAAAAAUUUAUUAGAUGAAUUUAUUUGUUUUCUUAUGUUUUACAUUUAAAAAUUAAUAUUUGCAUUACUUAUUCUUGGCAACUUAAGUGCCUUGCUGAAAGUGUCCAAAUUAAUCAAUUGGGCAGUGAUUUCAUGUGUUCAUAGGCAUAAGAUUAUUAAAGGAGUGAGCAAAUGGGUAGAAAAGUAAAUUCGUGUGGAGUACAUUAAACCGCGUUUGACAUAUAGUUUCAAUUGAUCAAUUAAUCUUUUCUCUCUAGUUAGGUAGAUAUUUGAGUAUUAAAGUUUUUCUCCGUUUCUCUGUAUGCUCUUGACGCAGGACGUCAGAUUAAUAUAAAAAGUAAAAUGCUUCAAAGAAUUUGACUUAUUAUUGUUAACUUUCAAAAAUUUCAGUGGUAGCGAAUAGAAAUAAUGAAAUUUGUAAAUUCAAAAAUGAUUCAAAACGUUAAUUAUAUAAAAAUAAAAUCGUUAAAUAUUCAUAUAUUUUAUCAAAAUAGUUUAUCACUUUUGAAAACAGUUACUGCAUUUUAACAAGGUUAAAUUAAAUUAAAUCACCCAACCACCCUGCUUAAAAUGUUGGAUAUAAACCAGAUACAAUGCAGAAAAUAUUUCGAUAAAAGCCCAUUCGGGUUUAUCUCUUAUGGGUCUUAUACAUGGCUCUACUCGGAAAAUGAAAAAAAAUUUAAAGUAUUGUUGUUCAUGGUUUUAACUUGGCCCUAUCUGGUGCAAAAAUUGAAAUACUCAGACAUAUUGCUAAUAAUCAGUUCUCACUUGUCACUUAUGCAGUUUUUACAUGGAAUUUAAAUUCAAGAUUUAAUUAUUAUAUCGUUAACCAUGAUUCUAUUGAUUUUUUACAUGUCAUUUUUAAUCCGUGUUUUAAUUGGUAACUAUAAUAAAUAUUUACGGGUUUUAUAUUUUUCUACUUAGAUUUUAUCAUGGAAAUAAAACCUUUAAUAUAAUGAAA
Leptopilina boulardi is the source of this 11065-nucleotide messenger RNA. It is a transcript of the gene ken, whose product is annotated as transcription factor Ken 2. Gene Ontology annotation, cellular component: nucleus. Bases 2768 to 4210 code for a protein of 480 amino acids. NCBI's taxonomy places the organism in Eukaryota, Metazoa, Arthropoda, Insecta, Hymenoptera, Figitidae. Gene Ontology annotation, biological process: regulation of transcription by RNA polymerase II. The record is from RefSeq and is a predicted model, not a curated record. The transcript is spliced from 6 exons. Gene Ontology annotation, molecular function: DNA-binding transcription factor activity; RNA polymerase II cis-regulatory region sequence-specific DNA binding; protein binding.